Molecule: messenger RNA, 858 nt
Organism: Cavenderia fasciculata
Lineage: Eukaryota; Evosea; Eumycetozoa; Acytosteliales; Cavenderiaceae
Exons: 3
Coding region: 1-858 (285 amino acids)
Biological process (GO): extracellular matrix organization
Cellular component (GO): extracellular matrix
Molecular function (GO): polysaccharide binding; hydrolase activity, hydrolyzing O-glycosyl compounds; extracellular matrix structural constituent
Source: RefSeq, a predicted model, not a curated record
AUGAAAAUAAUAAUAAUAAUAUUAAUAAUUUGUUUAAACUAUUAUAGUUUUUCAGCACCAAUUAAUCAAUCAUGUAAUAAUUUAUUUAAUCAAUUUCUUCAAUCAAAUGAUUGUAUUGUUGCAUCAGUUUCUGGUGUACAUAAAUAUAGUCUUGCUCAAGAAGGUUUAAAAGGUUUUCUCCAGGUUACAAGUGAUGGCAAGUUAAAUCAAACGGCUCCAUUUACUAGACUCCAAACCUAUGAAACUACUUGUUACAAAAACAAAUUACAACCAUUUAGUGUCCAUGAUGCUUUUUACACUAAAUCUUUUGUAAUUGAUAUUGCAAAUAGUUCAAUUCAAAUUGAUGGUGUGACUAAUAGUUUGUUUUGUGAUGACCAAGGUUUUGCUCAUUUUAUUCAAAAUGAUUUUUAUUAUUCUUUAAUUGUAAGAGGGACAGGAUCAAAAAAUUGUCCAUCUCUUCAAUUUGGUGAACCAUGUGGUAUUCCAGAUAAUGGAUUCAAGAUUACGACCAAGGUAGAGUUGGAGGAACAAUGGAAUUAUCCACAGGACCAAAGUAAAAUAGAGUACAAGUACAAGGUGACGGUGACCAAUAGUGAGACGUAUGCAGUGUCCAAUGUGAUUCUUGGAUUUGUUGGAGGUUGGACACCUGUUCAGAUUUGGUCCGUCAAUGUACAGGGUGAUACGGUUAGCUUCCCUGAUUGGUUGAGUAGUUUGGCUCCUGGUGCAAGUCAUGUGUUUGGUUUUACGUCGUUGGCUACUAAUCCUACUUUUAAGGUUGUUGGCUCGGUUAGACAGUAUAAUUCUUUUCCUGUUCUCUCCUAUCGGGAAGAGUACUCAGAAGUUACAAAGUUUUAUUAA